GUUCCAUUCUGUGCCUCAAAUGUUUUCUAGAAUGUCUAUUUUCUCCUUUGGUUCCUUGUUAACCGCACCGUAACUGCGACCCGGGUCUUUUCUCUGCUAUCACGAUAUGAUUCAGUCGAGUUGGACGAAUCAUGGAACUACUUUGCGGAAUAGAAGAUCUAUUACGUUGACCGUUAUACUUCUCAUCUUAAGUCUAUGGUUAUUGUCGCAGUUACACAAUGGUCCGAACUUCCGCAUCACACAACCUCCCCGGGAGACGGCAGCGAACGCCACAUUAGGGUUCCAAAAACUAGUAGUGCUUCCGAAUAAACCUAGUUGGAGGACCCGAGGCCUCGAAGCAGCCGCUAAACUCACCGGUCUCGAGUUUACAAUUCCACUCCAGGGGCAGAAUUCCGACGAGCUAGUCGAAGCUUUCCGGAAUCUCGGCGCAGAUAAGAAGGGCGCCAAGCUGCCAGCGCCCGGCUCGGCCAAAGCUUGGCUUGCGCAUCUUGAUCUACUCAAAUAUGUGAUAGCAUCAGGCUUCGAGACUGCGUUUAUCGUGGAAGACGACGUCGACUGGGAUGUUCGGAUCAAGGCGGAAAUGAGGCUCGUGUCCGAUAAUGUUCGCGCCUACAUGGGCGUUGCCGAAGACGAUCCUACACCCUUUGGGACCGACUGGGAUGUCCUGUGGCUUGGCCACUGCGGCUCAAGCAUCACAGACGACUUGCCCCCGCCUCGCCUUUUCGCGGAUGAUACCCGCUGCGAGACUCCGCUAUACUCGGGAUGGUCAAAGCGCUUUGUAAGGGACAAGCUGACUGAAGGCCAUCGUCAAGUCCAGGCAGCCCACAUGACCGUUUGCACUUUCGGAUUCGGCGUGACGAAGCAGGGUGCACAGAAAAUGGUACCGCUUUUAUCGCGGGGCGGCAAUGAAGCGUUUGAUGUUGCUCUGUCUGGAUAUUGUAAGAACGAGAAACUAAAGUGCAUUGUUGUCAACCCGCAAUUAUUCAACCAUUACGAACCUCCGGCCGAUUUGGGAUAUGUCAGUGACGUUCAUGUUGGAGACGGGCACCGCGAAGGGAGUAACGAUUCGAGCUUCGAGCAUAUAAAAGGAACGACGGGGAACAUUAUGAAGAGCGCUCGGUGCGAAACGCUAUUCCACGACGUGUGCAUGAGGCCUCCUUCAGAAAUAUGAAGUUCUAAGGCGUUUUCUUUCCUGUUCCACAUAGCAUUAUAGACGGAGCGAAUUACUAUAGAGAUACCCGGGGUUUGCGCUAGCUUACUUGUAAUACUUCUCGGAAAUUUGCUUUAUUUACUUGUAUUAACUCG
Messenger RNA from Daldinia vernicosa, 1305 nucleotides. RefSeq names its product glycosyltransferase family 25 protein. Lineage: Eukaryota; Fungi; Ascomycota; Sordariomycetes; Xylariales; Hypoxylaceae. The record is from RefSeq and is a predicted model, not a curated record. Bases 107 to 1171 code for a protein of 354 amino acids. The transcript is spliced from 2 exons.